This is a messenger RNA of Cylindrotheca closterium, 2724 nucleotides long. NCBI's taxonomy places the organism in Eukaryota, Bacillariophyta, Bacillariophyceae, Bacillariales, Bacillariaceae. The record is from the annotation of a GenBank genome assembly.
AUGAAGAAGACCAAGUUACCCGGCGCCUGGAAGAAGACUACGAGUAAAUUGGAGACGGAAUUGCGUAAUGACAGGAAAGAGUACUUGCAUGCCAGGAAAAACCACACAGUUACAUGGCGCAAGGAGUUCUUGACUGUUCAAGUGAAGAAAUCUAAGAAGAAACAAUGGACAUCGCGCAAGGCUAGAGAUCGCUUUUUGAGGUUACGACGGAUGAAGCAACGAGAGGAGGCAAGACGCCGCCGCCGCGCCCAGUCAAAAGGAUGUACCGGUGGUUUGCAAGCGAUUCAAGUUGAGGAGAAGUUACCUACCAGAAAAAUGUUCAACGGGGCGGACGCAGAGAGGAACUCCUUCGCCCUACUGGAGGGCCGCCCUCCAAUGCCGGAUGGGAUCGAUUCUUACACUCAGCCAUUCCUGGAGCAGUGCCGGUUCCAUCGAGGGCACUCCAUGAUCCCGAUGGAAGUGUCGCCUGAGGAUCAUACUUGCUUCUGGUCUUGUAAUCCAGAGAAUAAGGGCUCGGAAACGCACGGGCUACAUAAUGGUCAUUUCAAGGCUGGGAUCUAUUCUCCUAUGGUGGCCCAAUGUGACGCUCUCUUCCACCACAUACCUUUGAUAACUGGGUUCGUCCCUGACAACUGGUGGCAUCUGAUGAACUUUGCUAUUGAAAAGAAGCCAGGAGACUUUUGGCUGACAAAAAUGCGUACGAUUCAGCUCAUGAACUCUGAAUCUCAAGCGAACUACAAGAAACUGGGCCGCCUGGCCAUGGCCUACGGUGAAGAACAUCACCUCCUGGCUGAUGCUUCCCCUGCGACAUGGUUCUUGCCCCUCUCAAAUUCCAGGGUCUGGGCAUCCCCCAUCCGUUUGGCACUCAGGUUUCCAAACAUAUUGAGGUUCUGCUCUGCCACUCGUCCAACUGAACAAAAACUGGGGCGUAUAUGGAGGCUGCGGUUCAAGAACACCAACUUGAGACCGGCACCUCCUUCGUACAGCAACACGGCAAUUUUGGCGUCAGAUACCUGGCUCAAAAGAGUCUGGAAAGAGUUGGAGGACUACGUUGCUCUCAAGACUCCGGUCCUCCCUCUCCGGUGUGAAGGCGAUGCUUUGCUCAUUGAGGUAUUCAUGGAGUUGGAAGUGGACCAGGACGCUUUGAAGUGGCUCAACUGGUUUUGCAUGUUCCUCCAAGUUUGCACCAUCUCCGACAUUGUGACGGCUAACGGCCGCAGCUUCCGGGAGUCAAUAUGGCAUGGGGAACGCGACUACACUCAUCGUUCUUCAUCUCAAUGGCCUCCCACUGUCCGACCCAACAGGAACCACUGGAGGGUGUGGCAGGAGAACCUUACUCGAGCACUACUGGUCUCCGACGGAACCCAGCGCCUCCUGCGUCAUCCACUGGGCCCAUGGUUUGAUCCUCUCGACAACUGGAACUGGUUAUGGUCUUCUACCCAAGGAUUGUUCCACCGCCAGGGCCACCGUUGGCAACACUACCGUCACCAUCGCUCCCCCACGCGGAGCCUUCAAUGGGACUAUACUCGUUCUGAUCAAUUGCCCGGGCGCAAUCAACCACAUAAUGAGUCCGCCGACAACGGAGCCUGCUUCUUACCGGCUCCCUUUUGGACCCAACCACUCUCAGAGGACGUGUGCCGAGCUACCCUUCACAUUACGCCUUCACUUGGUACUCUUGCCCUCACCGGCAUUGGGACAGAACCGCUGCAGCCGCACCACGACUCCCAACCGUCUUUACUGGCCGCCUGGAUGGCCGUCUCAGCCGAGGUGACCGAGUAUGUUGGAUGGACCCCUGAAGAAACAGAGAUCGACGGCGACGAAAGCCUUCUUGCUGAAGCCCUACUCAAAGACCGGCUGUGCGUGAUCAGCGACGGUUCUUAUAAGCUAGGUCUGGGCACAGCGGCAGUUCAACUGCUCCCACAUAAGGCUGGCAAGGAACAUAUUAUUGUUCGUUGCCAAACUCCAGGCCUACCUGGUGACCAGAGCGCGUAUCGGAUCACACCGCAACAAGCCCAGUUUGACCUGGUCUCCUCUAUCCGAGAGGCACUUGCCCGCUACAGGGCCUUGUGGGAACCUAGCCACGUGUACGGUCACCUUGAUAAGGCGACAUUCUUUUCGUGCCUCUCUUGGUGGUCCAAACGGAAUGUGGAAGUGGAUGAGUGGGCGGUUGCUUAUUGUCACCAGCUCAAAGCUUCUCACCAACUGAUUGCACCCAACGCUCGUUUCUUUACCGAAUUGGCUGCCCUCUACAUUGGUGACGUCAAACAGUCGCGAUUGAAUCCAGAGCAUAUCCAGGAACUGGUGGCGCUGCCUGCUCUACGCAAGCGAUGGCACAAGCGGCAGACGAUUACACCGGAGGCAGAGCUUGAGACCGAUUGGACCAGUCUGGCUCGCGCCAUGAGCUCCCUUCCGGCAGGUUUCCAAUGCUGGACUACAAAGCAUGUUGUGGGUAUGUGUGGUGUGGGGAAGUUCAAAGUCCGGUGGGGUUCCGCAGACUCAGCUACGUGCCCCUGCUGCGGCGAGUUCAAGGACCACUUUCAUGUCCCUCGAUGCAUGGUGCCCUCUGAGAGUGCGGAAUGGGAUCGCCGGACGGUGAUCUUGGACCAAUGGCUGGGCGUUCAAGUCACUGACCCAGCCAUCAAACACGCUAUCCUUCAUCUUCUUCAAGGGGUCCGUGAUCCGUCCCUACCUUCCAGUCGGGUGGUUCAGGCCUCCAUAGUAUAA